Aureobasidium musti is the source of this 1071-nucleotide messenger RNA. Lineage: Eukaryota; Fungi; Ascomycota; Dothideomycetes; Dothideales; Saccotheciaceae. The record is from the annotation of a GenBank genome assembly.
AUGGAGCGGUCACCGACAAAUCUGGAUGACAAUGCUGCUCAAAGCACUGUCGGCCGGUUGCGCAGUGUUUCUGUGACUGCAGCGACAAAAGUUAUCAAUCUCAAUCCCCAACUGGGCAUGUGGAAGGCAACUGGAACUGCAAUCGCUCAUGCGCCGAACCUCACAGACCUUCGAAAACCCGCGACGGGAGGCGACAACAUCAUCUUCGACGAGAAUGGACAUAGUGCUCGAGCCGCAAACGCUACCGAGCUCGAGAAGCAGUAUGUCGCAUCAAUGCAGCAAGAGCGGGUUGAUCGAGUAUCCCUAGACAAGAGCACGGAGUCCAGAGAAGUCGAACAACGGACUCUACCACACGUCGACCCCGAGACAAAAGUACCAUGGACGACAGCCCUCAAACAUGGUCUGCAAGCGGCCGGAAAGUUCAUACUUACGCCGACGGGCUUCCUCAUCACUGUGUAUGGACUCAAUGUCGUAGCUUGGGGCGCCAUGCUAUUCUUCUUACUAUUGAAAGCCGCGCCAGCCAUGAAUCACCCAGACGAUGGCGACGCAGACUCCUCGCCGAGAAAGAUAUGGAUUGAGAUAGACUCUCAAAUCCUGAACGCGCUGUUCUGUCUCACAGCUUUCGGUCUUGCGCCAUGGCGAUUUAGAGACCUAUAUUGGUGUGCUUGCUGGCGAGCUGGUUGGGGUCCAGAAAAUGGACGUAGCGCACUCAGAAAACUCGCAAAACGAAACAACGACUGGUUCCGCAUGGGUGCCCGGCCUGGGGAGGAGCACCUUGAGGAUGAAAGAAUCACAUUCAGUGGAAAACAUGCGCCCCCAACGAAGCCCUGGAAGCUAGACUUGGUCGUUUGGCUCAUAGUCUUCAACACUCUGUUCCAAGUUGGCAUGGCGUUCUUCAUGUGGCACUGGAAUCGCAUUGACAGACCCUCCUGGGGGACUGGAUUAUUUAUCGGUCUUGGUUGUGGCUCAAGCAUGUUCGCUGGUAUCAUAUCGUGGUGGGAAGGAAGAAAAAUCAAGUUAAUUGAGGGUCCAAAGAUGAUGGCGACUGAGGAGAAGCAAACCGACGUGUAG